AUGAAUAAGGAAGACAGCAAACGAGAAUUGACUGAUCAAGAACUUGAUGCACUUAAAGCCAGUUCAUACAUGACCGAAGAAGAAAUCCGCGGAUGUUACGAACAUUUCGUAAAUUCAGAUGAUGGCGACGGCAAAUUGACAAAGGACGAAUUUCAUAAUUUUGCUAAAAAAGUAUUCAAAAAUAAAAACAUCGAUCGAGCUAAAACUGACGAAAUAUUUAGUACAUUUGAUACAAAUAAUGAUGGAAUGGUAACUUUCCGUGAGUUUAUUUUGGUAGCCAUUGCAAUCAGCAAUGACGACUUGAAUGUUAUGUUGACCCAUGCAUUUCACAUGUUGGAUACAUCAGGUGAUGGAUUUCUUACGUUGGAUGAAUUUAAGGAUUUUAUGAAAAAAAUACUCUAUAUCCGAAUGGGUCCAGAAAUGGUAAGACAAGUCGA
Messenger RNA from Adineta ricciae, 437 nucleotides. The record is from the annotation of a GenBank genome assembly. NCBI's taxonomy places the organism in Eukaryota, Metazoa, Rotifera, Eurotatoria, Adinetida, Adinetidae.